AUGUCCGAUUCGGGCGACUGGGUCGUGGAUCGCCGGCGCAUUGAACGAUUGAAUGAGGAUGUCGUGAACAGAAUUGCUGCUGGGGAGAUCAUUCACCGUCCAUCUAAUGCUUUAAAGGAACUCUUGGAAAAUAGUUUGGAUGCCGGCGCGACGCAUAUUCGCGUCACACUUAGAGGAGGCGGCGUCAAAUCCCUCCUAAUUCAAGAUAAUGGUCAUGGAAUAAGCAAAUCAGACUUGCCUUUACUUUGUGAGCGAUUUGCAACAUCCAAGCUACGUAACUUUAAUGAUCUUUUCGACAUGCACACAUUUGGGUUUCGUGGCGAGGCGUUAGCAAGUAUAAGCUUCAUUUCUGCAUCUGUUCAAGUCGUAUCUAAAAGACGUGAUGAAGAAUGCGCGUACCGUGCAGAGUACUGUGCUGGAUCUUUAGUAUCAGGACCGCAACCGUGCGCUGGCACCAACGGAACCAGUAUCAUGAUACAUGAUAUGUUUUUCAAUGCACCUCAACGUAAACAUGCUUUAAGAUCAGCAUCCGAAGAAUAUAAUCGUGCGUUGGAUAUCGUUACAAAGUACGCGCUACAUUAUGGUCCCCAGGGUGUUAGUUUCUCUUGCAAGAAAGCAGAUCAGUCCCGUUUAGAUUUGCAACUGACAAGCACUCCCAACACGUCCAUCGUGGAUACGAUCCGUUCAUUAUAUGGUGCAACAAUAGCGCGAGACCUUAUCCCUUUGAAGGAAAUACAAGAUGAGAAACUUGGAUACCGAGCUGAGGGCCAGUUUAGCACCGCUAAUUGGAUGUCAAAAAAGACAACAUUUAUUUGUUUUAUCAACCAUCGACUUGUGGACUGCACGCCUCUGAAACGGGCUUUGGAAUCUGUAUAUACGCUUGUGCUGCCCAAAGGACAACACCCUUGGAUUUAUGUGGCUUUAGAUAUCGAGCCUAAUCGGAUCGAUGUCAACGUGCAUCCCACAAAGCAGGAAGUGCAUUUUUUGGAUGAAGACGAUAUUUUUGAAGCUAUUUCAGCUCGUGUUCAAGACGCUCUAGUAAAUCAAAGCUCGUGCCGUGUCUUCAGGACACAAUCUGCGCAGUUAGGUGAAGUACUAAGUGAAGACCAUGUCCAGGUAACGCGUGCACGCUCAUAUGACCCACGUCACUUGGUACGCGUGGACCAAACAGAACAAACCCUGGACAGUAUGCCACUACAAAAAGUCUCUUUACCUGACAGGAUUCGACCUAGUGAAUGCACACUCGAAAGCAUAACGCAGCUUCGUGACCAGGUUCUUGCGUCAAAGGACGCGCAACUUUCCUACAUUGUCCAGCACCACACUUUCGUCGGAAUUGUCGAUCUAGCGAAAGGUCUUUGCCUCAUUCAACACAGCACACAACUAUACCUCGUGCAAUAUGGUAUUUUGAUUGAAGAAUUCGCUUAUCAACUUGCCCUUCAGCAAUUCGGGUCCUUCAGUACAGUGCGUCUUGAUCCGCCGCCUUCACUUCGCGAAUUGAUUGGUAUUGGAUACGACAUGGAACUAGCAGAUAUUCAUACAGCUCCAUUAGGGCUGUCUAAAACACAAAUCAUUGAGAGGAUUGCCAAGAAGCUGUUAGCUCAUACGGAUAUGUUGCGCGAGCAUGUGGGAAUCCACAUUGAUGCACAAAAGGAAACUGUUCUGGCCAUUCCCACUUUGCUACCACAGCAUGGAUCCUCUGGAGUAUGUCUCGAGCGACUUCCCUCGCUUUUAUUUCGACUCGGUCCACAGGUUGAUUGGGACGAUGAAAAAGGCUGUUUUUAUACUCUGUGCCAUGAGCUUGCAUUGGCACAUGUACCACCCAGCUGGGGCACUACGCGCGACGAUUUAUGUAAAGAGCAACAGGAGCAAGAAGCGUGGUCGAUUCAGCAUGUUUGGUUUGCUCACAUGUUAGGAUCACGCGGACGAUGUAUUGUGCCCAACCACCUACCGGACGACAUCAUGACUCAAAUUGCGAGCUUGCCAGACUUGUACCGCGUAUUUGAACGAUGUUAG
Messenger RNA from Malassezia restricta, 2013 nucleotides. RefSeq names its product DNA mismatch repair protein MLH1. Gene Ontology annotation, molecular function: ATP-dependent DNA damage sensor activity; ATP binding; ATP hydrolysis activity. NCBI's taxonomy places the organism in Eukaryota, Fungi, Basidiomycota, Malasseziomycetes, Malasseziales, Malasseziaceae. The transcript is spliced from 2 exons. The record is from RefSeq and is a predicted model, not a curated record. Gene Ontology annotation, cellular component: MutLalpha complex. Gene Ontology annotation, biological process: mismatch repair. Bases 1 to 2013 code for a protein of 670 amino acids.